AUGGCCAUGGCGGCGGAACCGGACGAGCACGACUUUGUCAGCCUCCUCCCCGACGAGAUCCUGGGCACCAUCAUCUCCCUCCUACCCACGGACGACGGCGCGCGCACCACCGCCCUCUCCCGUCGCUGGCGCCACCUCUGGCGCUCCUCCCCGCUCAACCUCGACGACUGCGACAUCGUCAGGAAUAGGCGCUGGGAUUACCUCCUCUCCUGCCCCUCCGACCGGCGUGGCCUCAACCGCAACCGCCUCCGCAAGAACGAGCGCCAGCUUAUCGCCGUCAUCUCCAAGAUCCUAUCCAAGCACCGGGGCUCCAUCCGCCGCCUCUCCCUCCGCCACGACUACUUCUACAUCAGCGACAGCGACAUCCACGACACGCUCGGCGGCUGGCUCACGUACCCCGCCCUCAGCAACCUCGAGGAGAUCGAGAUCAUCAGCUACAGCUACAGAGGCCAAGAUCCGCUGCCGCUGCCCGUGAUCCGCUUCGCGGCGACCGUCCGGGCCGCCACCUUCGACUUCUGCCGCUUCCCCGAGGACGCGCCCCGUGCGCUCAUCUUUCGGCAACUGAAAAGGCUCGUCCUCCAUCACGUGACCAUCCCCAACGACGACCUCCAAGGCGUGCUCUCCGGCUGCCCUGUGCUCGAGAGCCUGCUGAUCGACGUUCUCCGUAGAUCUGGGCCAUCUGGCAUUGUCCGGGUGCUGAUCAACUCACCGUCUCUCAGGAUCAUCGAGAAUGGCUGCACGGUUGGAGUAGUCAUCGAGAACGCCCCUCGGCUGGAAAGACUCAUCACGUUUCGGGACUUCCGUAGUGGCAAUUACACUUACACCCCGAUGUUCGUCCGGUUACCCGACGCACAGAAAGUGGAGAUCUUGGACUCAUUCAGAAACUGCGAGGAAUUGGUUCUGGAAAGCUUCAGAACAACUAUGCGCAACGUGAGGAUUUUGGUUCUAAAGGCUUGUGAACCUCAUCUUGGUGCUGUCAUCGACUUGCUGAGAUGCUUCCCUUACCUGACGAAACUGUACAUCACAUCCUCUCUGGGGACGUGUUCGAAAAAUGAUGGACAUGGUUACAACCCGCAAGAUCCUAUCACGUGCCUUGAGCUCCAUCUCACAGAGGUGGUGUUCAAGCACUACGAGGGCAAGCAGCCGGAUGUGAAUUUUGCCAAGUUCUUGUGGCGAAUGCUAAAGUGCUCGAGUCAAUGA
This is a messenger RNA of Aegilops tauschii subsp. strangulata, 1200 nucleotides long. Its product is annotated as putative FBD-associated F-box protein At5g56440. Gene Ontology annotation, molecular function: protein binding. Lineage: Eukaryota; Viridiplantae; Streptophyta; Magnoliopsida; Poales; Poaceae. The record is from RefSeq and is a predicted model, not a curated record.